Messenger RNA from Theobroma umbraticum, 963 nucleotides. Its product is annotated as Vacuolar protein sorting 55 (VPS55) family protein. Lineage: Eukaryota; Viridiplantae; Streptophyta; Magnoliopsida; Malvales; Malvaceae. Gene Ontology annotation, cellular component: endosome. The record is from RefSeq and is a predicted model, not a curated record. Gene Ontology annotation, biological process: late endosome to vacuole transport via multivesicular body sorting pathway.
AAAGAAAAGUUCCUUGCAUGUGCCAACAUUUUAAUUUUAUCUCUUCUUCGUUUAUUUCUUGAAAUUAGCUUUCACUAUUUUCUUAAUAGACGAGUACUGUAGCAGUAUUUUCUCUGUUGAGCAAAUAAAGGCAUCUCCCAUUGAGUUUUCAUUACUUUAUUAUUGGGACACCUUUUUUUGUAAAAUAUUCUUUAAUAUGACUGUAAUUAACACACAACUGCUUACUCUGUUUUGAAGCUGCGCCCGGACAAACACCCAAAUUUUCUGGUUGAUUCCUUUAAUGGGUACACUACAGAACCCAAUUCAAUCAAAACCCUAAUUUCCCCAAAUUUUCAUCAACACUCUGUUCCCAGAUCAACCUCUCCUGGUCUCGGGAGGGGAAUUGAGAAUACAUCCAUUUCAGGUGUUUUCUAUGAGGUGAGACAAGUUGGAUGAUGGCAGACUUACCAGGUUAUUUGCGCAACUGCUUGCAUACUGGAAAACUUGCACUUCUGGCAAUUUUAGUUUCGGGAGGGAUUGUAUUGCAAAUCUUGGCAUGCGCUUUGUACAAUAAUUGGUGGCCAAUGCUAACUAUAAUAAUGUAUGUGCUUCUUCCAAUGCCUUUGCUGUUCUUUGCGGGCUCUGAUGGUUCUUCUCUUUUAUCUGAAUCUGACAAUAGUUGGGUCAAUGCAACAAAGUUCUUGACUGGAGCUUCUGCAGUUGGAAGCAUUGCAAUACCAGCUAUCCUAAAGCAUGCUGGUGUUAUCGGUUGGGGCGCACUGGCAAUGGAACUCUCAUCUUAUUUUAUAUUCAUACUAGCCAUUAUGUGUUAUAUCCGAAUGGAUGAUAAUGACGACUACAGUUUCCUCUGAAAGAUGACUUAUCUGCAAUCAUGUCAAAUACUGUAAAAGUUAGUUCAAACGAGGCAAUGUCUUUCCCUGUUUUGAUGAGCCUUAUUUCCAUAAUUCCAUGUUUGUUCUUGUA